Molecule: messenger RNA, 645 nt
Organism: Lactuca virosa
Lineage: Eukaryota; Viridiplantae; Streptophyta; Magnoliopsida; Asterales; Asteraceae
Source: the annotation of a GenBank genome assembly
AUGGAAACAAAGAUGAAUGCCGAUCCAAGGGCAAAUCCGAGGUUCCAACUCUGGAGUGUAAGUAGUGAACCACCAAAAAACACACCAUUAGUAGAGUAUGGGAAAGCAAAUGAUAGGAGAUUCACCAUUAGAGUUGUUCAUGGCGGGUAUUUUACCGACUAUACAGGUAAAUCGUAUGAAAAGACAAAAGUUCACUUUAUUACUUUUGUCAACAUCCAUUUGCUCAACAUGGAAAUGCUUGUUCGUUUUUCCAAAAGCUUGGGUUAUACAACCAUGGGUAAUUGGUAUCAUAUUCCAACUGAAGAAAAUUGUGGUUUGUUCAUGAUUCCAAUUUUGAACGAUGACUGUUUGGGAACUUUCAAAAUGAUCGUUAGGGCACACCAAUUCCGAGAGAUUGAACAUCUGUAUGUUGAACACAGACCUGUAUAUGUUCCAAUCAAUUCCCCCCACUUCUUGAUGAACUCACCAUCCAAAAAAGUUGAGAAGCUUAUUCAUAUGUUUGUAACAGAACACCCAAUGGCAACAGUUGAUGAUGUAAUAGCAUACAUCAAGCAUAUGCUAAACAUGACCAUUCCCAGAGGAAAGAUGGAAGAUGCAAUGGACAUGGCCAAGGAGAAUGUUAUUGCAUGGCAAAACUUAGUGUAG